AUGGCCACGGAUCAUAUGGAAAUGAACGGGGAUGCUGAUCCAAACGCAGAGACGGAGAUUCCUCUGCGGGGCCAUGGGAAGAGGCUGCAGAGGCCCUUGAACAUGAACCACUAUGCCAACAAGAAGAGUGCGGCGGAGAGCAUGCUGGACGUGGCUCUGCUGAUGGCCAACGCCUCGCAGCUCAAGGCCGUUCUGGAGCAGGGCCCAGACUUCAGCUUCUACAAGGCCCUCAUCGCACUCAUCAGCAUCUCCCUCAUUCUGCAGAUAGUGGUGGGAAUACUGCUCAUAUUCAUCGUGAAGUGGAACCUGAAUGAUCAGAGCAUGCACUACAGACUGAACAUCCUGGAGAAUGUCGCUACUGCACUGGUUUUUGUUAUUGUUGUUGUUAAUGUCUUCAUUACUGCCUUUGGUGUCCAGCAGCCCCCAAAAAGCGGAUAA
Molecule: messenger RNA, 438 nt
Organism: Knipowitschia caucasica
Lineage: Eukaryota; Metazoa; Chordata; Actinopteri; Gobiiformes; Gobiidae
Source: the annotation of a GenBank genome assembly